This is a messenger RNA of Eurypyga helias (sunbittern), 1101 nucleotides long. It is a transcript of the gene NAPRT, whose product is annotated as nicotinate phosphoribosyltransferase. The record is from RefSeq and is a predicted model, not a curated record. The transcript has 12 exons. Gene Ontology annotation, biological process: NAD+ biosynthetic process. Lineage: Eukaryota; Metazoa; Chordata; Aves; Eurypygiformes; Eurypygidae. The annotation marks the transcript as partial. Gene Ontology annotation, molecular function: nicotinate phosphoribosyltransferase activity.
GAUGUCGCCUACCUGCGCUCCGUCCUGCCCAGCACCACGGAGGACGCCUUCUUCAGUUACCUGGCCACCCUGGACGCCUCGGAGGUGACAGUGUCCGCUGUGCCGGAGGGUUCCGUCGUCUUUCCCAGGGUAGGACACUCUUGCCUGGUGGCCACCAACGCCGCUCGCUUCCGACUCCUUGCCGGUCCGGACAUGAAGCUGAUGGAGAUUGGGCUCCGUCGCGCUCAGGGGCCGGACGGUGCCCUUUCGGCCUCCAAGUACUCCUACAUCGGGGGCUUCGACUGCACCAGCAACGUCCUGGCGGGGAAGCUCUACGGCAUCCCGGUGCGCGGCACCGUCGCCCACUCCUUCAUCAUGUCCUUCACCUCGCUGGAGGAGGUGCAGCCACGGAAGGCGAACCGGGGUGAGCUGGCCGCCUUCGUGUCCUACGCCAUCGCCUUCCCGCAGGACUUCCAGGGGCUGCUGGACACGUACUGCGUCAGGAGGAGCGGUUUGCCCAACUUCUGUGCCGUGGCGCUGGCCCUGCACCAGCUGGGUUACCAGGCCAUCGGCGUGCGCCUGGACAGCGGGGACCUGGCCCAGCAGUCCAAGGAGAUCCGCCGCGGGCUCCGAGCCUGCGGUGCUCGCUUCCAGGUGCCCUGGUUUGAGACCAUCCCCAUCGCCGUCAGUAACGACAUCAGCGAGCAGAGCCUGGAGGAAUUCAGCCGGGAGGGGAGCGAGAUCAACAUGAUCGGCGUCGGGACCAACCUGGUGACGUGUCCCCUGCAGCCGUCGCUGGGCUGUGUUUACAAGCUGGUGGAGGUUAACGGUUCCCCAUGCCUGAAGCUCACAGAAGAGGAGGAGAAGAUCACGAUCCCAGGGACCAAGACGAUCUAUCGGCUCUAUGAUGCUGCUGGUCACCCCUUCAUGGACCUCAUGGCGCUGGAGGAGGAGCCCUCGCCCACCACAGGGCAGGAGCUGGUGGUCCGUGUCCUGGAGCGCAAGGGUGCCUCCAAGGCCGGGCCCACCACUGUGGAGCCCCUCCAUCGCACAUACUUCCGAGACGGCCAGGUGUGUGAGCUGCUGCCCAGCCUUCCGGAGGUGAGGAGCCACCCCACGUGA